CGGAAGGUGGUUUCCAUGACAAUGACGUUGUGUGGGGGUGGGUGUUACGCAAGCGCAGUGGGAGGUUUAGCAAGAUGGCGGCGGGGCUAGCGCAGAGGCAAAGCAGGGAGAUGCUCUGAGGCACCCCAAAGAGAGAGAGAGAGAGCAGCUGACAGUGACAGCGAGGCAAAAACAGUGGACGUCUGGUGAUAUAACACAGCGGGGCGUUGUGGGGUUAAGUGUGACUGCUCACUGGAUAUAACUAGACCUCUGGGAAGGCACCGGCCAGUUCGGGACACAUGAGCCGCAGCAGUUCCCGCAAUCUACCUGUAGCAGAGGCGACGGAAGCAGAGAGGGGGACGUAAGGGGCCCCUUCGGAACAGGUCUGAGGAUGAAGUUCGCUGAGCAUUUAUCGGCGCACAUCACCCCGGAGUGGAGGAAGCAGUAUAUCCAGUAUGAGGCCUUCAAGGAGAUGCUCUAUGCGGCCCAGGACCAGGCUCCGUCUAUAGAAGUAACAGAUGAGGACACUGUGAAGAGGUAUUAUGCCAAGUUUGAAGAAAAAUUCUUUCAGACAUGUGAGAAGGAACUUGCCAAAAUAAACACAUUUUAUUCAGAAAAAUUGGCAGAGGCCCAGCGGUGUUCAGCAACCCUACAAAAUGAACUGCAGUCUUCACUUGAUGCACAGAGGGAGAGCAGCACCCUACCAGGCCUUAGGCAGCGUAGGAAGGCAGUGUUUGCUUUGACACACGAGGAGCGGGUACAGCACAGGAAUAUAAAGGACCUGAAACUUGCAUUUAGUGAGUUCUAUCUGAGCUUGAUUCUGCUUCAGAACUACCAGAAUUUAAACUUUACAGGGUUCCGUAAAAUCCUUAAGAAACAUGACAAGAUCCUGGAGACAAGUCGUGGGGCAGACUGGCGUGUUGCUCAUGUGGAGGUGGCACCAUUUUACACCUGCAAAAAAAUCAACCAGCUGAUCUGUGAGACUGAGAGUGUUGUAACCAAUGAUUUAGAAAGCGGGGACAGACAAAAAGCCAUGAAACGCUUGCGGGUGCCACCUCUUGGUGCAGCCCAGCCAGCUCCAGCCUGGACAACCUUUCGUGUUGGACUCUAUUGUGGCAUUUUUGUGGUUUUGAACAUGGCAGUCAUAAUGGCAGGUACCUUCUACCUUAAGAACGGUGAUGUGUGGCCCAUGGUUCGAAUUUACAGGGGUGGAUUUCUUCUUAUUGAAUUCCUGUUUCUUCUUGGCAUCAAUACAUAUGGCUGGAGACAAGCUGGGGUUAACCAUGUCCUAAUCUUUGAGCUUAAUCCCCGCAAUAACCUUUCCCAUCAGCAUCUUUUUGAGAUUGCAGGUUUCUUGGGAAUAUUGUGGUGUUUCAGCCUGUUCUCCUGCAUUUUUGGAUUGCGGAUCAACCUACAGAUGCAUCUGAAUCCUUUAAUUCUGUAUGGUUUAAUGUUACUCUUCCUUGUCAACCCCACCAAAACCUUCUAUUACAAGUCUCGAUUCUGGCUCCUUAAACUACUGUUCCGGGUUUUCACUGCACCAUUUCACAAAGUGGGUUUUGCAGAUUUCUGGCUGGCCGAUCAACUUAAUAGUUUGGCUGUUAUUCUCAUGGACCUGGAGUUCAUGAUCUGCUUCUACAGUUUUGAGCUUAACUGGGGACAAAGCGAAGGACUUAUUAUCUCAGAUAACAGCGUGUGUAACUCAUAUUCAUACGGAGUGCGUGCUGUGGUUCAGUGUAUUCCUGCCUGGCUACGGUUUAUCCAGUGUCUCAGACGGUACCGUGAUACCAAGCGAGCUUUCCCUCACCUGGUGAAUGCUGGGAAAUACUCCACUACAUUCUUCAUGGUCACAUUUGCUGCCCUCUACAGUACCCACAAAGAGCGAAACCACAGUGAUGCGCAGGUAUUUUUCUACCUGUGGAUCAUCUUCUAUUUCAUUAGUUCCUGCUACACCCUUAUCUGGGAUUUAAAGAUGGACUGGGGGCUCUUUGACCGCAACGCAGGAGAGAACACCUUCCUCCGGGAAGAGAUUGUGUACCCACAGAAGGCUUAUUAUUAUUGUGCAAUUAUCCAAGAUGUUAUCCUCCGAUUUGCUUGGACUAUUCAGAUCUCCGUCACAUCCCUAAACCUGUUCACAGAUGCAGGAGAUGUCAUUUCCACUGUACUUGCACCUCUUGAGGUCUUCCGCCGCUUUGUGUGGAACUUCUUCCGUCUUGAGAACGAGCAUUUGAAUAACUGUGGUGAAUUCCGUGCUGUGCGAGACAUCUCUGUUGCACCACUGAAUGCAGAUGACCAGACCCUGCUUGAGCAGAUGAUGGAUCAAGAGGACGGAGUAAAGAAUCGAGUUAAGAGCAGAAUAUGGAAACGUAGCCUAAGCGUGUCCCUUCGUAGGCCACGGCUGUCAUCCCAGAGUAAGAUGAAAGAUGCAAAGAUCCUGAUCGAUGAUACUGAUGAUGAAGCGAACACAUGAAAAAAAAAGUCCAUAAUAAUACAGCCUCAACCAUCUCAGGCUGUUAUUUUCUCCACUCUGGCUUCUCUCUGCCCUUCCACACACUCCCAUUGUCAUUAGGCUUGUUGCACGCCUGCGUAUUACAUUUUAAAUGAUUCUUGAAAUCCAUGGUUAGAAGUAACAAGAGAAGCUGCAGACAGACCCUUGCCAGAAGCUACUAGAAUGGAAUGAACUGUCGGGACACUGAGGGUUGUUCAUACAUAUCAUCCCGCAAGUCUUCUGUUUCAUUUCUUGCCUGAUUUUAAAUGGACUUGAAUUCAUAUUUGAAAUGAUGCUGUGGUGCCACAAAACACCAGCUUUGCUGGUAGUGUUUUAUUUUUCACAGCAGUUAUUUGAUGUUUGUCUUCUACUGACCCAUUUUUUCUUUUCUUUUUUUUAUGCAUUUACAAAUCACCAUGAAUAUUUUGUUUUCCCACCCUCCCAGCAGUGCAGGGAGGGGCCCUACAAAUAUGAGGCUGGGGGAGUGACAAAGUUGCAAGGGAUAUUUUCCUUUCAUUCAUGUUCACAACUUCAUUGUUUUAAACCAAAGUUAGUUUUGUUUUUAAUCUUUCCAAACUUCUUAGACAUCUGUAGUCUUUCUUACUGCAUAUGUUCAUAUCCUUAAUAAUUGUCUUGGUGGCAGUCAGCCAUUUCAGCAUCUGACAGAAGCCAGUCCUGCUAAGGGCCUGAAUUCUGCUCUUUGUAAGAGCUGAGCACUCUACUAUACUAGCCUCAAUGAUUUGCACUGGGAAGUUGUGCUGUCUGCUGACCACUUUGCUGCUUAGUAUUUAGCUAUGGGUUACACUCCCACCAUACUGCAGUGGUUAAAUGCAGCCUUCUCUCUCUCUUACUGCCUGAGGAUAUGAAAAUACUGCGUAUUGUGGUGCAGUCAACUCAUCUAUGUACUGGCUCAUAACUUAUGUUCAGUCUCAUUGUUGCCUUUUGGGUUAUACCACAUAUGCCAGCAACUCCUUCCACAAGGGCUCACAACAGGGAACCAGUCUUUAACCUCUUUCUUUCCUUUUCUCCCCCGCACUGUAAAAGAUGCGCAAUGCAGUCAUUGGACACGGGGCAUCAUGGUACAUAAGACAUUGCCUACAGCUAUAUAAGAGCCCAGCUAGGUUAAAUAUUUAUCACCUGCUCCAUGAGACAGGCUCAGUAAUAUCAUGAAAGUUGCCCCACUUCUCACCCGUUUGUUUUUCCAGUAAGUGCAAGGACAAUCUUUAAUCUAGACCUCCUUUGGGUGACAAUUUACCUCUAGAAGAUUCUAGCACUUGUCACUCUUCUCCCUUCAUUUUUUGUGAAUGGGUUGAAAGAGUGAGAGUGGCUAAGAGCAUUUCUGAGGUUUGUGACCUGUGCUGUUUUGUCUCGCUGUAGCUGUGUCUGUGGAUUGCUGUUCUGCUUGGCUUCUCUUAUCUGUGCGCAUGCUGUGUACCUAUUGUUCUGAUGGAGAUAAUCGUCUUUAUAAAAAGGGACUCAACCGCUGAGUUUAGGGAGAUGGCACCAGUUUCUCUCAUCGGGCCUAUAUUCACAUAUACAGGGAACACUAUUCCUUUCUAAUUUGGUUUCCUUAAUGAUAGUAAUCUAAAUGG
Messenger RNA from Xenopus laevis (African clawed frog), 4059 nucleotides. It is a transcript of the gene xpr1.S, whose product is annotated as xenotropic and polytropic retrovirus receptor 1 S homeolog. Gene Ontology annotation, cellular component: plasma membrane; Golgi apparatus; cytoplasm. Bases 371 to 2449 code for a protein of 692 amino acids. Lineage: Eukaryota; Metazoa; Chordata; Amphibia; Anura; Pipidae. The record is from RefSeq and is a predicted model, not a curated record. Gene Ontology annotation, molecular function: inositol hexakisphosphate binding. Gene Ontology annotation, biological process: cellular response to phosphate starvation; phosphate ion transport. The transcript has 15 exons.